This is a messenger RNA of Chilo suppressalis (striped riceborer), 871 nucleotides long. The record is from the annotation of a GenBank genome assembly. Lineage: Eukaryota; Metazoa; Arthropoda; Insecta; Lepidoptera; Crambidae.
CGCGACUGUGACACCAGCAGCUGUGGACAGGAUGGCAUAUCUACUUUUUUGGACUAUAACGCUUCUAGCAGGUUCCUGUUAUGCUAGUGAGCAUAAUAGGAUAGUAGGCGGUAGUCCCACCACUAUCAAUGAAUACCCAUCCAUUGUCCAAGUGGAAUUUUUGGGGAUCUUCACUGAAGCUUGGUCACAGUCGUGUGCCGGUAGCAUCUUAAACACGAGACACAUCCUAUCUGCAGCUCACUGCUUUGAGGGGUUUUUCUACGAACCAAGUAGGCGUCGCAUCCGAGCUGGAGCUACUUUCCGUAACACUGGUGGUAGUGUCAUCUAUGUAGAGAGAGAAUUUAACCACCCAACUUAUGGAACCUUGGGUUAUGAUGGUGACAUCACUGUGGUCCGCUUGAUGGCACCGCUGACAUACAACCCUGUGAUCCAACAAGCCCCAAUCGUCGCUCCUGGUUCUGUCAUACGUGACGGUAGGCCAGUCAUCCACGCUGGCUGGGGUGCUAUUUCGCAAGGUGGCCCUGCAUCCAGCCAGCUUCUUGACGUCACAAUUUAUACCGUCAAUCACGAGCUCUGCCGCGACCGCUACCUCACCCUCCGUCCUCCUGCUACCGUGACCAGGAACAUGAUCUGUGCUGGUAUCCUCGACGUUGGUGGCAUGGAUGCUUGCCAGGGUGAUUCCGGUGGUCCGUUGUACUACGGUGACAGUGGAGUGCUCAUCGGUGUGGUGUCCUGGGGUAACGGCUGCGCCCAGGCAUUCUUCCCGGGAGUCAGUGCCGCCGUCGAACCCUACGUCGACUGGAUACAAUCGAUUGCUGAAUAAAAAAAAACUGAAAAAUUCACCCUUAGCGUCUUGUUAAUAAAAACCAUG